Molecule: messenger RNA, 264 nt
Organism: Laccaria bicolor S238N-H82
Lineage: Eukaryota; Fungi; Basidiomycota; Agaricomycetes; Agaricales; Hydnangiaceae
Exons: 5
Coding region: 1-264 (87 amino acids)
Source: RefSeq, a predicted model, not a curated record
AUGCUGGUCCUCCUCUCGCAUCUGGCGAGUGGGUCCUUCGUGGAGUGCCAAGUACGUUCUGCACUCGUGUUGGAUAUCAGACUUUCGGAACUCGGCAUGUACGUCAAGCGCCGAUAUGAUGCCCACAAAGCUAUGGAACUUCGGCUGGCCAUAGGGGCUUAUUGUCAACAAGCGAUGAUCAUCGGAGGAAGACCGCUGAGGGCGCGAUGGCCGCGAAUACACGAGUUUUGCCCACCGUUAGUCUUGGACACUUUGAAGACUUGA